Molecule: messenger RNA, 2200 nt
Organism: Contarinia nasturtii (swede midge)
Lineage: Eukaryota; Metazoa; Arthropoda; Insecta; Diptera; Cecidomyiidae
Product: ceramide synthase 6
Exons: 7
Coding region: 984-2141 (385 amino acids)
Biological process (GO): ceramide biosynthetic process
Cellular component (GO): membrane
Molecular function (GO): DNA binding; sphingosine N-acyltransferase activity
Source: RefSeq, a predicted model, not a curated record
AAUUGAAUUCUCCAAAGUGUCAGUCAGUGUAUGAGUUUUUGCGGCUAAGUUAUAUAUUUUGGUGUUGAACGAUUUUAAGUAAUAUUUCCCACUAUUUUGACUUUGCCACGAGAACUUUCAGAACUACAAUUGAUUUGUCAUUUUCACACCCAUCAAAGAGUGAGCCAAUUUUUUUGUGACGCAUUCUAACUUCAUUCUGUUGUCUCAUAUUGAGUUUCAACCAUUUUUUGUGUGAAAAAAAUAUUUGAGUCGCACAAGAUAGACGCCUUUGUGUCCUAACAGUGUGUGAUGCGUAAUACUCUGGAAAAUAUAGUGAAGAAGAGAAAUGAAAAAUAAUAAGUCAAUUAAAAAUAUCAAAUAUUAAGAUAAUAAAAAAGGAACAAAUAAAAUAUUAUUCGGAUUCUGUGAUCACAAAUCUGAUAUACACAAAAACAAUAUUACUUUUUCUAUUUACAUCGUCAAAACAUCCAUCAUAAAUAUUUUGUGUGUAGACUGUGAUUCACAUUAUCGUAUAAAAACAACACAAAACACAAGAACUAAAAUUCUUGUAUGCUGAGACAGUUUAACAUAGUGCUUGAAUUAAUAAGCUCUUAAUGUGUUUAUAUGAAAAAAAAAUUGUGAGAUGAGUGCUAAUGUUUAAAGGUUUUAAAAUUAUUGUGAUUUUGAUUUCAGGUCAUUAUGCGAAUGUCUUAAUUCUUUUUUACUGGUCGUAUGAUUACGAGAUAAUUUGUAGCUUCUUACAUCAUACGAUUAAUUAAUUGUAAAAAACAGUAAUCAAGCUGAAAUAAAAAAAACCACACAAAUAUCGCAUGUGAACGAUAUUCUGAAUCAAACUAUUAUAACCAAGAAGAUAAGAAAAACAACAUAGAACCGAAACAUUUGCAUAAUUAUCGCUUGAAUCGUGUGUCUUGCCGUGAUUAUAACUGGUACAUGGUUUUCAAGAAAAGUCAAUCUGGCAAAUAGCAAACGAGUGUAUAAAAAACAUGGGCAUUUACCGAUACAUUUCUGAUACCUUUUGGUCAACAUCAGUUUGGUUGCCACCAAACACAACAUGGGCUGAUAUUGCACCAGGAUCAAGGCCUGAUGUUGACCAUGCUGAUUACAGAGACUUAUGGUGGCCAAUUCCAAUGGCCAUUGUACUACUUAUCAUAAGAUUUUGUGUUGAAAAGUAUAUUCUUAGUCCGUUUGGUAAAUCACUAGGUAUAAAAAGUGCACGAAGUAAACGUGCCACACCAAAUCCAAUUUUGGAGGACGCAUAUAGCAAAUGCAGUCGAAUACAUCAUAAAACGGUUAUUGGACUUGCAAAGCAAAUGGAUAUGACUGAGCGACAAAUCGAACGAUGGUGGAGGUAUCGGCGUGCACAGGACAAACCAUCGACACUAGUCAAAUUUUGUGAGAAUUCAUGGCGUUUCCUCUACUACACCCACAGUUUUGCUUUUGGUCUAUUUGUACUCUGGGAUAAGUCAUGGUUCUGGGAUGUCAAACACUGCUGGCAUGGCUAUCCCCAUCAAUCGGUAGACAGUGAAAUAUGGUCGUAUUACAUGUUUUCGAUGUCAUUCUAUUGGGCUUUGGUUGCGUCACAAUUCUUCGAUAUUAAACGCAAAGAUUUCUGGCAAAUGUUUGUUCAUCACAUCGUUACGUUGCUGCUACUGUCAUUGAGUUGGAUUUGUAACUUGCACCGAGUUGGAUCACUGGUGCUUGUUAUUCAUGAUUGUGCUGAUAUCUUUUUAGAAGCUGCCAAAAUAACCAAAUAUGCAAACUACCAAAAACUUUGCGAUGCAAUUUUUGCGCUUUUCACAUUCAUCUGGAUUGUUACUCGUUUGGGUUUUUAUCCGCGCAUAAUUUAUUCGAGCACUGUUGAAGCUCCACGCAUUUUACCAAUGUUCCCAGCAUACUAUAUCUUCAACAGUUUGCUAAUAUUGCUUCUAUGCUUACACGUCGCGUGGACUUAUAUGAUUUUAAAAAUCGCUCAUAAUUCACUCAAAUCAGGAAAAAUGGAAGGUGAUUGCCGUUCGAGCAGUAGCGAGUUGUCUGAUAGUUCAGAAAGCGUAAAAGGAGCAGCUAAUGGAACGCCUCAAAAGAAGUCUGUAUCAAAAUUACGGUCAACAUCAAACUCACCAAAACAUUCACACAAGGAUUAGAGAAAAAAACUUCAAGUUUUAGUUUGAAUGAAACUAAAUUAUAUUUCAAACUGUAAGAC